GUGUCAAUUGGCGUCACGGCGCCGGCGGACGCGGACGCCAAUAGCUCUGCGCGCUGCGUCUCUAUAUUGUGAGGUCAUAACGUUCUUGGCCACCUCCCGCUAUAUAUUCCGUGUCCCCGCGUCGGGGAGGGGACAGUUACAGGCGCCUUGGAGAAGGUGGAGGUUGCAGAGAGAGGCUGUUUAGUGCGGAAGUGUAUUUAAGGUAUCUGUCCUGAAAAAAACAUAAGGGGAAAUGGCCCGUACCAAGCAGACUGCCCGUAAAUCCACCGGUGGCAAAGCUCCACGUAAACAGUUGGCUACCAAAGCUGCUAGGAAAAGUGCUCCCUCUACCGGUGGAGUCAAGAAACCUCAUCGCUACAGGCCUGGUACUGUGGCACUGCGUGAGAUUCGUCGUUAUCAAAAGUCAACAGAACUUCUGAUUCGCAAACUUCCAUUCCAGAGGUUGGUCAGGGAAAUUGCCCAAGACUUUAAAACAGAUUUGAGGUUCCAGAGUGCAGCCAUCGGUGCACUGCAGGAGGCUAGUGAAGCAUAUUUGGUGGGGCUCUUUGAAGAUACAAAUCUGUGUGCCAUCCAUGCCAAGAGAGUUACUAUCAUGCCCAAAGACAUCCAGUUGGCUCGUAGGAUACGGGGGGAGAGGGCUUGAGUGGAGGCAGUUUUUAUUGUGUUUUGUAGUAAAUUCUGUAAAAUACUUUGGUUUCAAUUUGUGACUUUUUUUGUAUGAAAUUGUUUAUAAUAUGUUACAUUUGUACUUAAGUCAUUCCAUCUUUCACUCAGGAUGAAUGCUAAAAGUGACUGUUCACAUAAAACUCAGUGAUGUGAGCCUUGUUGCUCAACAGUGACAAGUUGCUAAUAUGCAGAAGGGAUGGGUGAUCUUUCUUGCUUUUCAUGCAUGUUUCUGUAUGUUAAUGACUUGUUGGGUAGCUAAAAUUGUAAGGUACUAGAAUUGAUAUAAAUGUGUACAGGGUCCUUUUGCAAUAAAACUGGUAAUAACUUGAUCCAAGUGUUUAACAAUUGGGGCUGUUAAGUCUGACCAUACACCACUGUGAUUGAAUGGACUUUCAGAAGGGUAAACUACAAGUCUUAACCACAGUGUAACUUACAGUUUCCUUAAAACGUAAACCUGGCAGCUAUAGAAUACACUAUGUGCAUUUAUAAUAGCUAUUUUAUAUAUUGUAGUGUCAACAUUUUUAAAUUAAAUGUUUUACAUUCACAUAAGAAGUCUCGUUAUUGUUGUGGGGAAAACAGUAUGCUUUAUGCUAUAUAAUUCUUAAGCCUGUUUACUGCUUUGAAUAAAAUCCCAGUAACAAGAAUAUUACAGUAGUUAUGUGAACUAAGAUAGUUUAAGUUUCUUAUUACCAUCAGAGUAAUUUAGAGACAGUGAGAAUUUAGCAAUAUUUCUAGCUUACAACAGUAAUGUUUUUGUCCUACUUGGGUGGUAUAAACACUGGCUGUAACUGUAGGGCAAUUGCUGAUUCUUAUUUUUCAUUUUGUAAAAAAACUGCAACUUUGUUGCAUUCCAAGUCCUUUUAAAGCUUAUCUUGUGCUAACAUCUGUGCUUUUGAUCUUUGAAAUACAACACGUAUACUAUAUAUUAUCUAAAAUUUGAGGCUAUUUAUAAUUUAAUUGAAGUAAGACAAUCCCUUGGUGGAGGCCCUUGUUCAGGUUGCUGGCAGUGGGUCCUGGGAGGAGAUGAAAGUGCUUGUAUUUAAGUGUGUGUUUUCUUGCAAGCUUUUACUUAAAACGGGAAUUAAAAGUACAGUGUUGCGCUU
This is a messenger RNA of Pogona vitticeps (central bearded dragon), 1769 nucleotides long. The record is from RefSeq and is a predicted model, not a curated record. Lineage: Eukaryota; Metazoa; Chordata; Lepidosauria; Squamata; Agamidae.